Orussus abietinus is the source of this 4490-nucleotide messenger RNA. It is a transcript of the gene Ppa, whose product is annotated as F-box/LRR-repeat protein 14. The transcript has a single exon. The coding region runs from base 778 to 2220 and encodes 480 amino acids. Gene Ontology annotation, biological process: SCF-dependent proteasomal ubiquitin-dependent protein catabolic process. NCBI's taxonomy places the organism in Eukaryota, Metazoa, Arthropoda, Insecta, Hymenoptera, Orussidae. Gene Ontology annotation, molecular function: protein binding. The record is from RefSeq and is a predicted model, not a curated record. Gene Ontology annotation, cellular component: SCF ubiquitin ligase complex.
UGCAAACGUGGGUCUGAUUGGACGCAAGGGACUUGCGACCCGUUAUUUCUCCGUCCGUGGAGCCCACACGAAACCACCGCCGAGGGCGGACGCGCACUCUUGAAGAAGCUCUCGCGAUGCGUUCUCGUACGUUUCGAUGUCUCGAGUACGCGCGCCCGCAUCUAACCUAACUUACCCGACGCGAAGCCCCAUCCGCGGUCCAGUCCGUGUUUCGCGAAGUCGGUCAUCCGCGCUGAAGAAACGGGGAAACGGACCGCGUUCUGGAAGGACUGCGUCAAGGACGAGCGAAGCCGCGGUCGUCCUGAACCAGUGUGCCCCACGUGAAUUGCCGAAUAAAGGACGCGGAAACUCCAUUCCAAGGAGGAAAUAACCUCCGACUGUGGCGUCCGACUCGCAGCGCUCGGAGUAAGGGAUCGCGUUGGCGACCUUUUGAGGUUAUCGCUCGAACUUGACGAGAGUGAUAGAGCCGUUCCGUUUCUCUUCCUCCUCAGGAACAGCAACGGGUAGAAGGACUCGUUAUCGACAGCGAUUAUCGCCACUUCAUACGGUGCUAAAGAAUGAAGAUACAUUUUCGCAUCAGUCCCUGUAUUAUGGAUGGUAGUUAAUGUGGAGGAAUAACAAGAACUGCUGAAGAACCUGUGAUAAGAAUUUUUGGCUCGGUCUGCUUUAAUCUCCAAGGCUUCCGAGCAUGGUGCUAGAUAUGGUCUGAAGCAUCGAUGCUAUUAUGCCAGAGAAAGAGGAUCCCUGUUGCAGGGCAUCGCAAGCGUGACCUGAGCGAUGAUGGACGAUGGCCAGCAGUUGAUGACGGAACUGCCGGCAUUGCCGAUGGCUCACGGAGCCACGUUAAUCGACCGUAGUGGGCACUACUACCGCCUACACCAGCCUCAUUUAUCCGUCACCUCUCCACAGAGUGAACAAAUAGUCUCUCACGAUCUGUCGACCACGCCUCGGUAUACCUCUGAAACAACGGACCUAACCUCCUACCCACAAGGUAUUUCUAGGCAGUCGAAUGGCUCGUCGAGGAGAUCGUCGUUUGUCGGUACGCAUAUCUCAUGCCUCUACCCAGAGAUUCUGGCACACAUCUUCAGUUACCUGGAUGUAAAGGACAGAGGGAGAGCUGCACAAGUGUGCACUGCCUGGAGAGAUGCUGCUUAUCAUAGAUCGGUAUGGCGAGGAGUGGAAGCGAAACUACAUCUCCAGAAGCAUGUUCCCACGCUGUUCGCCAGCCUUGUCUGGAGAGGAGUGAAGAGAGUGCAGGUUCUCUCCCUUCGCAGAGGCCUCAGCGACGUCCUUAAGGGAAUUCCUAACCUGGAAUCGCUAAACUUAUCUGGCUGUUAUAAUGUCACUAAUGCAGGCAUCGCAAAUGCAUUAUGCCAGGAAUACUUGUCGCUGGUCGAGCUAAACCUGUCUCUGUGCAAGCAAGUGAGCGAUGCAUCGCUUGGGACGAUAUCGCAGUACCUGAAGAACCUGGAGAUACUGGAGCUCGGGGGUUGCUGCAACAUCACCAACGUCAGCCUACUUCUCAUAGCCUGGGGCCUGAAAAAACUAAAGAAGCUGGACCUACGGAGUUGUUGGAAAAUAUCUGACAAGGGCAUCGCCGACUUGGCAGGGGUGAACAAAGAAACCGACGAUGGAAUCCAUGGACUGGAGUACCUGGGCCUACAGGACUGCCAGAGACUGAGCGAUGCAGCUCUCGAACACAUCUCCGUCGGCUUCACCAGCCUGAAGUUUAUCAACCUGUCCUUCUGCUUCUCAAUUACGGACUCCGGCCUCAAGUAUCUUGCCAAGAUGACGAGCCUGCGGGAAUUGAACCUGAGGUCCUGUGACAAUGUCUCGGACACUGGUGUGGCCUACCUGGCAGAGGGCGGAAGCAGAAUCUCCUCUCUGGAUGUCUCUUUCUGCGAUAGAAUCGGAGAUGUAGCUCUUGGCCACAUCUCGCAAGGAUUAUUUAACUUGAAGUCGCUCUCACUGUCGGCUUGCCAGAUCAGUGACGAGGGGAUCUGCAAGGUAGCCAAGACGCUGCACGACUUGGAGACCCUUAACAUCGGUCAGUGCAGCAGGAUCACCGACAAGGGCCUGCACACCAUCGCGGAGAGCAUGAAGCAUCUCAAGUGCAUCGACCUGUAUGGAUGCACCAGAAUAACCACUGCCGGCCUCGAGCGAAUCAUGAAACUCCCGCAGUUGAGUAUACUGAACCUAGGGCUGUGGCACGUACGGUGAUGGCAUUCUUCGGAGAGUUAUGGCACUUGAAGACAUUGCGUUUCCAGUUCUUUUGCCUUGUAUGUUACAACGACGAGGCUCUCCAAUCAUGUAUCCAUUGGCAUCGGGUUUAAGCAUGCGAAGGAGAUCAAAGGAGAUUUUUCCCCUUUGUUUCCCAUCGUUUUUUUUUUUUUAUUUCUCAUGCAUUCUGUUUUACCCAUGAUCGUGGGGCAAUGUGCUCGCGUUCGUUUAUUCGUGUUUAACGGCGUUGACACCUUUUUACAUUUUUUAUGUUAUAUUUGUCAUGAAAGACAUUGCGCACGACUGCAAGAGGGAGGUCUGUGAAGUUGCCCUUUGGCAUUCCCCGACUCGAGGUGAAGUUUUUAUCCGUUCCUAGUUUGUUGCCAAGAGUCGGAUUUUAAUAAUUUUAUACGCAAUUCUCGAGGGAUCGUGUUCACUAGAAGCUGUUUAUAUCUUUUACUAUUCUAAAGGAGCAUGAGGAUAUUGAAAUUUCACGUUUACUAGAAAGUCACUUCGUCGCUAUGUCUGCUGAAUAGUGUUUUUUAAUAUCAAUGUCUUCGGAACGGUGACUUCUUAGACAAGGAAUUUUGGCUCGACCCAUUCCUCCUUCUCGCGGUCUUAAUCUAGAAAUUAGCACAAUUCGGCGUAUAUUAUUGGGCUUAGUUAAAGUUAUAAGCACCAAUUAUUUUAUUUUACGUUUCCGGCUCCUUCUUAGAGGACCGAUUUCGUGACACCCAGCAAUCGGAGGCCUAUUCUCAGGCUUCGACAGUCUCUCGACUGUAACUCCUAAAGCGUCGCUCGUUGCGGGUGUCUUGCAAUAUUGUAUAAAACGAAGGAAAAAAAGAAGAAAAAAAAAAGAAAACAAAAAGAAGCAUGUUUCCCUAAACGUUUUAAGCGCUGUGACGGGGAGGAAAGAAAGGGAAAUUAAGAGACCCCAUCUGCGCCCGCGAAGGUAACGCGCCAGUUUUGAAGGUUAAGUCCGUCAGGUCGAGGCGCAGUUCCCUCUCCGCGGUUUCUUUUCGCGUUAAUUUCCGUGUCUUCGGUAGAUACGGCGAGGAUUAUACGCCAGAACGAUCAAAAUAGAGCGCAGCGAACGAAAUAACACUGGCUACCCCGAGGUAGGAUACUAGUGUCGUACCCUAUGGUAACUUUAAAGGGAAAAUCAUUCAGCUACACUUUAAGGCCACUAAUUCUGUCCUGCAUUUAAUUCUAAAUGCACGACGUUAGUCGCCCGGUGCUAGCCGCGGACCAGGGUGUGGAUCGUCGUCCCCGGGGAGGUUGUCCGACGCUGCGCCUCAAGACUUGGGACUGCGCUCUGGCACCUGCGACAACCUGUGCAGGGAGGGACGAGAGAUUUAUAUUUUUUCAACGAGCCAGCUGCGCCCUGUCGUUUCCUGUCGCGUCCGCACAGCCACCAGAGGACGAGUUCAGAUCUCCGGAGGGCCUGGACAGGGAGAGCGAAACACUUUCCCUGUGGCGUUGCGUUUGUAUAAACAUUAGGAGUGUUAAGAGCGAGCCAGAACUCGAGCGCUGUGUAGCAUAAUGCUCGUUUCGCGAGAGGUGUAUUCAUCCUUAACAUAGCGAAACCUGUAAGAUACCACUGUGACGGAUGGGCGACGUCGACGGAGUUAAUUGGGAGAGCGAAGUCUCCUCCGAAGGGUACGAUAGCCAACGAAUGCUUCGCUCUCCUGGGUGCAAUAGGUCAAAGUUAGAGGAGGACCUCAUCGAUUAGGAAUCGCUCCGUUGGCGUCGCUCGUCGUUUUCCGACCUUCGUCCAGAUUUUGUUUAUAAUUAUAAUUGUAAUUAAGGGUCCGCGGCGCUUGCCUCCUCUUUCCCCGCGAUUGUUGAAGCGUUUCGUUAGUCGAGGAGGAGGCAAGGGACGCCUCCUGGAGACUCUCUCGAAGAAGGUGCCCUCCCACGUGUUUCUCGAUUCUUCCCCCAUGUUUCUUUUGUACCUUUCUUCUCUUUCUCUCUCCCCUUUUUGGGAGGAAGGUUCCCUCCUCGAGGGAAGAACCUUCCCCGAGGGCCCGACACUUCGUCGAGAGGGUAUUCACGAGAGAUGUACUUCGGGGUAUUCCGAGGACAAUCGCGAGCUACCGCCCGUUGUUCUCGCCGCGUCGUUAAUUGUUUACAAUUUCUCCCCCCUCGGAGGGAUUUUCGACGCGUCGAGACUCUUCGAGGGAGGGGUCUAGGAAUUAAGAGAGAAACGAAUUGUAUCUUGAACCGGCCGUCACGAUUUCGAGUAAUAAUAAGCGAAGAACUUGCGAGGA